Messenger RNA from Aspergillus caelatus, 1944 nucleotides. Its product is annotated as copper amine oxidase. Gene Ontology annotation, biological process: amine metabolic process. The transcript has 4 exons. Gene Ontology annotation, molecular function: copper ion binding; primary methylamine oxidase activity; quinone binding. Bases 1 to 1944 code for a protein of 647 amino acids. NCBI's taxonomy places the organism in Eukaryota, Fungi, Ascomycota, Eurotiomycetes, Eurotiales, Aspergillaceae. The record is from RefSeq and is a predicted model, not a curated record.
AUGGCAUCCCUGCAUCCUUUUGACCCCAUCACGGCAGACGAGAUCCGGCUGGUGGUCCGCAUCCUCGAGAAGAGCUUCUCUGGAGUGAAAUUGCGAUACAAGCGCAACGACAUCCAGGAGCCCAUGAAAAAAGAGGUGAUACCCUACAUCGAGGCGGAGCGCUUAGGGCAGCCACUUCCACCCAAGCCCUCUCGUCUCGCCUACGCCAUUUUCCAUCGCCUUGAUAACCGUGCUUUCUACAAGGCCUUGUUCGACUUAACUUCCAAAGCCGUUAUCUAUGCAAAGGAGCUACCUAAGCAUGUACAGAUGCAGCUGCCACCUGGAGUCGUGGUCUGUACGGAGCCUUGGAUGUACGGUACUGACACGGCCAAUGAGAAUCGCCGACUCUUCCAAUGCUAUCUUUACGUGGUCGAGAUCAACCACCCAGAAAACCACCAUUACUCCGUGCCAUGUCGGUUCUCGCCUGUCUUUGGCAUAACUCAUGAGCUCGUCCGGGUCGAUUACUUGCCAACAGGUCUGGAUCAUACAGUAAGAGAAACGCAACCAUGGAAGCCUGUGAAGACCGUUCAGUACGCACAUGAGUUGCUGGAUGAGCCGAUGCGACAGGAUCUGAAGCCCUACAUCGUACAGCAGCCUCAGGGCGCUUCCUUCUCCACCGAGGGCAAUGUGGUCAGUUGGCAGAAAUGGCGCUUCCGCGUAGGCUUCAACAGCCGAGAGGGCUUGGUGAUCUACAAUGUGACAUAUGAUGGCCGAAAUACUUUCUACUGCCUUUCUUUAUCAGAAAUGACAGUGCCUUACGGAGACCCUCGCGCGCCUUAUCAUCGCAAACAGGCUUUUGACAUAGGAGAUGUCGGUUUUGGCAUCACGGCCAACCAAUUAUCCUUAGGGUGCGAUUGCUUAGGACACAUUCACUAUUUUGACGGGCACACAGUCAACUCAUCGGGUGAGCCGAAGCGCUUGGAUUCAGUUAUCUGUCUCCAUGAGGUCGACCAGGGUCUCCAGCACAAGCAUGUUAACUACCGCACAAACACGGCUACGGUCGUCCGUAACCGCCAGCUUGUCGUCCAGAUGAUUUGUACCUUUGCCAACUAUGAGUAUAUUUUUGCCUUUAUCUUCGAUCAAGCCGCGAACAUCGAACUUGAAGUCCGUGCCACGGGCAUCCUCUCCACGACUCCCUUUGACGAUGACACUGAAGGGACACUUCCUUGGUCGACAACAGUGGGUCCAGGGGUGGCAGCCCCAUACCACCAGCAUCUCUGGUCUUUGCGGAUUGACCCGGCUAUCGAUGGGUUUAAGAACACCGUGUUCUACGAAGACAGUGUUCCAAUGCCGAUCAGUGAGUACAACCCCUACGGUGUGGGCUAUAUCACCGAGAAAAUCAUUAUGAAAACAUCCGGGAGCGCACAAACUAGCGUGGAUCGGCAUCGAGUGUUCAAGAUGUGCAACGCGAAUGUGAUCAACCCCCUCACCAAGAAGCUCGUCGCAUACAAAAUCCACACCGUGCCCAGCCAGAUGCCUUUGGCGCACCCCAGCACGUUUGGUUACCAGCGAGCUGGCUUCGCGACCCAACCGAUUUGGGUCAGCAAGUACAAAGGUGGCGAGCUGUAUGCGGCCGGCGAAUUUACGAACCAGAGUACAUCCUCCCAAAAUGAAUAUUCCGAGGGCAUUGACGCAUGGGUGGGGAGGAAGGACCCCAUUGAAAAUGAAGAUGUUGUAGUGUGGCACGCUUUUGGGCUAACUCAUAAUCCACGACCGGAGGAUUUCCCCGUUAUGCCCCACGAGAAGAUCAAUGUUGUCCUUAAGCCCGAUCAUUUCUUUGCCAAGAAUCUGGCACUUGAUGGUCCCCCUUCUACCCAGGCAUUCAACAAGUCUGUCUUGCAUGAAGAACCUUUUAAGUCCGUUUGUUGUUCGGGGAAAGCUAUUCUGUGGCAGGUAGACCAAUGA